GAUAUUCCGUACUCCAUCUUCAGUUCUUCACAUCACGAAUCCUACGAAUCCCCGACAUCCCACCAUAAGGAAGCUCGACCUCUCAACCUCCUCCAAUCACCCCAACCAUGCCCCCCCAAAUCAAACAAGACCUCAACCGCUCCGGCUGGGAAACCACCGACUUCCCCUCCGUUUGCGAGAACUGCCUCCCCGACAACCCCUACGUCCAGAUGCUCAAAGAAGACUACGGCGCCGAAUGCAAGCUCUGCACGCGCCCCUUCACAGUCUUCCGCUGGAAAGCCGAUCGCACCGCCCGCCAGAAGCGCACCGCCAUCUGCCUGACGUGCGCGCGCCUGAAGAACUGCUGCCAGACGUGCAUGCUCGACCUGUCAUUCGGGCUGCCGAUCGUGAUUCGCGAUGCCGCGCUGAAGAUGGUGGCGCCGGGGCCGAACAGUGGGGUUAAUCGGGAGUAUUAUGCGCAGGAGCAUGAGAAGGAGAUCGAGGAGGGGAGAGGCGCGGUGGAGGCGUAUGAGAAGACGGAUGAGAAGGCGCGGGAAUUGUUGAGGCGGUUGGCAAAUAGUGAGCCAUUUUAUAAGAAGCAGAGGAGAGAGGAGUUAGAGGCGGAGGAGGAGGGGAGCGGAGGGAUGAAAGCCCUACCGGCGCCAGGCAGUUCAGGAGAGUCGCGAACACCCGGACCGAUUCGAACACGGGACUCGAAAGCGAUGGUAAGCGGCCGAGCAGCCGGAAGAGGCGGAGCCACACGCCCAUCCGCCACGAAACCCAUCGCCCCCUCUGACAUCCUCCCCCCCUCCGACCCUAACGUAACUUCCCUCUUCCUUACCGGCAUUGAAGACGACCUCCCGGAGCACGCCAUCCGCGCCUUCUUCUCGACCUUCGGGACGCUGCGCUCUCUUGUCUGCUCGCACCGGUCGCACUGCGCAUUCGUCAACUACGUGAAGCGUGAGUCCGCCGAAGGGGCAGCGGAGGCGUGUCAGGGGAAGGCGGUCAUCAAGGGCGUGCCGUUGAGGGUGCGGUGGGGGAAGCCCAAGCCGUUGGAUACGUUGGAUCGGGAUGAGCGGUUGGCGAAUGCGAGGGAUGGGAGGGCCGUGGCGGGGCCGUCGAGGGGGAAGGGAAGGAUGCUUACGGAAGGAGAGAAGGGUGCGGAGGAGUUGGAUGAUUUGGCUGCGGUUGCGCCGCCGCCGGGGGGUGAAGAUGCGGUGCAGUAUGCGAGCUUGGCUGGGGAGUGACGGAUCAUUCUCUUAGAGAUGUCACAUUGCAUGGGAAGGCGUUCAGCGACGUUCAUUUAUCACGGGAAAAGCAUUACGGCGCAGGACAGAUGGGUCAGGAUCUAAAUGCUUUGGUAUUCGUCGGGUGGCUCUUCUUCUUGCCCGCCAACUUUAUCGACUCGUUAUCCCCUCGCUCGGUACGCUCAUGUAUCCGGAGUU
Molecule: messenger RNA, 1424 nt
Organism: Eremomyces bilateralis CBS 781.70
Lineage: Eukaryota; Fungi; Ascomycota; Dothideomycetes; Eremomycetales; Eremomycetaceae
Product: pre-mRNA splicing factor slt-11
Exons: 1
Coding region: 108-1226 (372 amino acids)
Cellular component (GO): U2-type catalytic step 1 spliceosome; Prp19 complex; U2-type catalytic step 2 spliceosome
Molecular function (GO): pre-mRNA binding; U6 snRNA binding
Source: RefSeq, a predicted model, not a curated record